This is a messenger RNA of Acanthoscelides obtectus, 2551 nucleotides long. NCBI's taxonomy places the organism in Eukaryota, Metazoa, Arthropoda, Insecta, Coleoptera, Chrysomelidae. The record is from the annotation of a GenBank genome assembly.
GCUUUCCACAACAGAUGGUGGACUUCAGUGCCUUGGAAAAUAAUGUGCGAAUCAUCGACGCCAAUGAGUAUGCUGUCAACAAUCCUCUCUUGCUUGGAGAUCGUCCUUCGCCUGUUACGAAUCGCUUCUCUGGCAACGAAAUCGGUUUAAAUGACAUAGAAUCGACGAUUUUUAUUGAUGAAAGUGCCGGAAUGGGGGUUCCUGACAAGAGUUCCGACUUUUUCAAUGUUACAGAGGAUUGGAUUCCAUAUAAUAACUACGAAAACCCAUAUGAAUCGAUAGUGAACUUCAGUGCCUUGGAGAACCAUGUGCGAAUCAACGAAGCCAAUGAGUAUGCUAUCAACAAUAUCCUCUUGCCUGGAGGUUGUCCUUCGCCUGUUACGGAUCGCUCCUCUAGCAACGGAAUCGGACUAAAUGACACAGAAUCCAUGAUAUUGAUUGAUGAAGGUGCCGGAAACCCGGUUCCUGACAAGACUUCUGAUUUUCCCAAUGUUACAGAGGGUUGGAUCCAAUAUAACAAGGAGGAGAACAUUUAUCAGUUGACACAACAGACGGUGGACUUCAGUGCCUUGGAGAACAAUGUGCGAAUCAACGAAGCCAAUGAGUAUGUUGUCAACAAUAUCCUCUUGCCUGGAGGUUGUCAUUCGCCUGUUACGGAUCGCUCCUCUAGCAACGGAAUCGGACUAAAUGACAUAGAAUCCAUGAUAUUGAUUGAUGAAGGUGCCGGAAACACGGUUCCUGACAAGACUUCUGAUUUUCCCAAUGUUACAGAGGGUUGGAUCCAAUAUAACAGGGAGGAGAACAUUUAUCAGUUGAAUACACCGGUGGAAGCUGAUGCUGAAGUGGUACUCAUUCCCAAUGAACAAUGCAUGACAGCAGAAAGCUCUGUAUCGCCUUUACUUCUAAGACCUGAACCGUCUGCCAGUAUUCCAUCUACUACGGAGAGCGCUAAACCUAUCGAUAUACCAAUGGUCCCUACCAGGAAAUACAGUAGGAUCCCUGUAUUUGCUCCAAAGAGGGAACAUCCCUCUUGUAAGGUUGAAGAGUCUAAAGAAACUAAAAACGAGCUCAAAAGAGCCACUGAAGGUAUUUUGCAGCCACCUUCUUCGAAGUUCGCCAAGGUAGCGUCAGGAGCUAGUCAAAUUGAGACUAAGCUGGAACUAAGUACUUUAGUUGAAGAAUACUCACCCAAAAGUGAAGCUCGAGGACACACUGCCAAACCGUUAUUCAACAACACCACCAACAAUUCGGACUCUGUCGUUCAUCAGUCGAUGUAUGACGUUAUCAAACUAGGGAAUGGCAGAUCAAGGUCCAGCAAUAAAGAAAAAGAAGCGCGACAGCCUAAAGCAAAGUCUCGAAAGUCUACAUAUAGCUCAACGUCUGGAAUAACGAUCGAAUUUUAUCGCCCUCACGACUAUCCACACGACAACAGGGACUCCAGAAACCCGCAAUCGACAUACAGUUCCAACUCAUCUGCACAUCACAGCCAAAGUUACUAUCCAUCUAGUGGAUUGGCUUACAAAUCGGCUGACUAUGGACAUCAAGAAAGACUGAGCAAGACCCUUGAUGCAGAUCCACUGAAAGAGUUACCUUACCCAAAGGAAACCUACGAAAAUGAGAAACAUGCCCAACAAGCGUCUAGCAAUAGUGGCGGUCCUGAAUGGUACAGGAUUUUUUACUAAUCUUUUGGGGAAUAUUCGACCUUCCCAUAGCCUAAUCAUAUCAUGUAGCACCAAUGUAAAGUGACUUAUUUUAACCUACGAAGGUCAUUAUGAUAGAAAAACAAAGAUUUUUUGGUAUAGUUUUUGACAUAAUCUACUACAACUAUUUUCCUAAUCUCAUUCAUUCAUUUUCUUUCUGCUCAUGGCCCCACUUUCUUCUCUUGGUUUAAAUAUUAAAUACCAUUUCUCUUGGCCAUAUUUCGUCACUCAUUCUCAUCACACGGCUGUAUCAUAUUAGCUGUUGACUUUCUAUUCAAUCCAUAAUUAUGUCUUCAACAUGCGCCCUAGUGAGUAAAUAUGCUUUCUAAAAACUAAUCUUCGAUGUAACUAAAGGGAUACCUUUGAUUUUCUUGCCAUUUAUUGAACGAUUCUCGUAAUGUUACUUAAGCAAUGUUGAAUUUCUUUGUCGUAUGCCUUAGUUUAGUUGAAAGUCCUAGAUUUGUAUGCUAGUUCUUUUGUUUAAGGCAAUAUGACGUUAUUGCUGUUGGUAUGUCGAUGGUGCCAUAUAUGACUGGUUACUUGAAAACGCUACGCGGUUCAAUAAAAGUGUAUAUGAUUCUUGGACUUUUUAUUUUAGCGUCCAUAGGAGAUUCCGAUUUGGGUUCAAAGACUACAGAAUACUAUAAUAUUCUGCGACAUUUUACAUAAUUUUCAUUUAGAAUAAAGAACAAGCGAAGUCGUGAUCAGCAAUUUUUUAAAGAAACAGAAGUUAUUGUAUAUAUGUAUAUGUUUACAUUUUGUAUUAGACUGUUUUUUCUCAAUUUUUUGGAACUGUAUCAUGAAAGAUUUGUACAUUAUGCUGUCAAUAAAAUGUAUAUAUUCAUAUUAAA